Messenger RNA from Fusarium subglutinans, 555 nucleotides. RefSeq lists its product as uncharacterized. The coding region runs from base 1 to 555 and encodes 184 amino acids. The record is from RefSeq and is a predicted model, not a curated record. The transcript has a single exon. NCBI's taxonomy places the organism in Eukaryota, Fungi, Ascomycota, Sordariomycetes, Hypocreales, Nectriaceae.
AUGGCAGAACCAUCAUUACUGUGGAGACCAGACCAGCCGGAAGUGUUACAGGUAAAGGAGCUCAUGGUAGACCGCGUUGAGGAAGUGGCUGUGUCAAGACUGCAGCUGACAGAGCUCGAUAAUAGGGAAUUCAAAACCAAUGCCAAGUUUGGUUCUGCGAGAUUCUGGGACCAGGUUAUGAAGCAGCAUCUCUACUAUGUCGUGGGUCUCGAAACAAAGAUUGCAAAGGAACGAGCGGUGACUCUUUGGAAAGAGGCGGCGGAAGCCAGGGAACGUUUCAGCUCUGAGAAAGUGCCAGACCACGAGAUGGCUAAUGUUGUCUGGAUGGAAAACUGCAAGCAUAUUGCUUUGAAAGGCACAGAGAACCUUGAAGCCGAGCGACUUAGUAUUCUGUGGGAGGUUAUGAUUCCCAGUGAGCUGCGCAAGAAGACCAUGGCCUCUGACAACUCUGUCCAUCACCUCAGUGAGGGCGACUUUUUGUCCUACCUUCCGCUACUUGGGGGAUAUACGAAAUGGGAAGAAAAAAGCCUCGCCUCUACCGGGAACUGCAUUUAA